AUGAUGCUCUCCAAGAAAGGAUAUAGGAAACUGAAGGUGAGCUUUGCUACACAGGAAGCCGACAUCUUCUAUAGCCCACUAAAGACUAGUCCACCAGUUCUAGCUGAGGCUGCAACCUCUAACGGCUUCCCAGCCAUGGUCGGGGACAUCCAGGAAGCUGUGUCUCUCAUGGCAGACCAAGAGCUGGAGGUGACGGUUUCUGUCGAGGGGAUGACCUGUAUGUCGUGUGUCCGCAACAUUGAGAGCACCAUCUCCAAGAAACCUGGGGUGAAGAGCAUCACGGUUUCCUUGGAGAAGAAGAUGGCAACUUUGAUCAUUGACCCAGCUCAGAUUAGCCCAGAAGAUGCAGCAGAAGCUAUUGAUGACAUGGGAUUUACAGCGAAAUUGUUAAGUCCAUUCCCAUCAUCCCCUUCCACAACUCAGGCUGUGACACAAAUUCAAAUUGAAGGAAUGACUUGCCAGUCAUGUGUACGGAACAUUGAGAAUACAAUAUCUGCAAAACCAGGGAUUAUCAAUAUAAAGGUCAGCCUUUCUGGCAAAUGUGCCAACGUGACCUUUAACCCUAAAGUAACUAAUCCUGCGUCGAUAGCAGAACAGAUAGAUGACAUGGGGUUUGAGGCUUCCGUAGACGAGAACUUGUCAGACAAUGCUGGAUUCAAGUUAAGUAAUACUACAAAUCUAGAACAGGGAGACACCUUGCUGCAGACUGUGAUCAACAUUGGUGGAAUGACAUGCAACUCUUGCGUUCAAACUAUUGAAGAGAAUUUAUCAAAGAAUGCGGCUGUUAAAAGUAUCAAAGUGUCGCUGGCUGACCAGAAUGGAACUGUUGAGUAUUUUCCUAAUCAGAUCACACCAGAUAAGCUAUGUCAGCUGAUCAGCGACAUGGGCUUCCAUGCUUCAUUGCAAGGAAAGCCUAGAAUCAUCCGCUCAAUCAGCCAGACAAUCAUCGAUGAGACCUCGUCACCCAGCCCCAACUCUAACAAGAUGGAAUCCAACAAUUCAGAGUUAGAGAAGUGUUACCUGCAGGUCACCGGCAUGACUUGUGCUUCCUGUGUUGCCGCCAUCGAGAAGAAUGUCAAGAAGAUGGAAGGGGUUCACAGUAUCAUGGUCUCCCUGAUGGCGCAGAAGGCAGAGGUGGUCUAUGAUCCAGCAUACGUGUUGCCAGGACAGAUAGCAAACAAGAUUGAAGAUAUUGGCUUCAAUGCCUCAGUCAUGGAAGGAGAUGUCUCAGGGCGGGGAACGGUUGAGCUGACAAUCACAGGAAUGACUUGUAGCUCAUGCGUCAACCAGAUUGAGAGCAACAUCAAGAAACGAAAAGGUAUUCUUUCUGCCUCAGUAGCCCUGGCUACCAACACGGGAAAGUUCACGUUUAAUUCUGAGAUCACUGGACCUCGGGAUAUCAUUGAGGCUAUCAAGGAUAUGGGAUUUGAAGCUCACCUCAAAUCGGACGAUGAUGAGCGGGCUUCUCGCUAUGACCACCGAGACGAGAUCAAAAGAUGGCGAACCUCAUUUCUGUGGUCACUGGUGUUCGGCGCUCCCUCCAUGAUUGUCAUGAUGUACAUGAUGUUUGGCAUGGGCGACGACUCCUCACAUGACGGCCACAACAUGACCCGGAGGAAGACACCGUCACAUAUACACUACACUCAGAUCACCAUUGUCCCAGGGUUGGAUGUCUUGAACCUGAUCAUGUUUCUUCUGGCUACCCCAGUUCAGUUUGUCGGGGGCAGAUAUUUCUACAUUCAAGCAUACAAGGUCGUCAAACAUGGCUCCACUAACAUGGACGUCCUGGUCGUUAUGGCAACAACAAUCUCUUAUGCCUACUCCAUUGCUGUCGUGGUGGCCGCCAUGGUGAUGCAGGAGGAGUUCAGUCCGCCGACUUUCUUCGAGACCACGCCCAUGCUGAUGGUGUUUAUCUCCCUUGGCAGGUGGCUGGAGCAUAUAGCCAAGGGUAAAACCAGCGAGGCUCUGGCCAAACUCAUCUCCCUACAACCCAAGGAGGCAGUGAUGGUGGAAGUAGACAAGCAGUUCCAGAUCCUCUCGGAGAAGAUCAUCAGCCUGGACCUCGUCCAGCGAGGGGACAUCCUCAAGGUGGUGCCAGGAGGGAAGAUCCCAGUGGAUGCCAAAGUUGUUUAUGGCCACUCGUCCUGCGACGAAUCCUUAAUUACAGGAGAAAGCAUGCCUGUUCCAAAGUCUGUCGGUUCGUCUGUGAUUGGUGGCAGCAUCAACCAGAAUGGUAUGCUGCUAGUGGAGGCCACAUAUGUUGGAGCAGACACCACUUUAAGCCAGAUUGUCAAACUUGUGGAGGAGGCACAGACGUCCAAGGCCCCAAUCCAGAACUUAGCGGACAAGAUUGCUGGAUACUUUGUGCCCAUAGUCUCCUUGCUGUCCCUGGUCACUUUGAUCGUGUGGGUGGCUAUCGGUUAUGCAGAUAUUACACUCAUUGAGCCAGAUUAUGAUCCGGACGACCUCACUCCCCGUGCAGAGAUCAUCUUUCAGAAAGCUUUCCAGUACGCCAUUACUGUGUUGAGCAUUGCCUGCCCCUGCGCCCUGGGGCUUGCCACGCCGACUGCAGUAAUGGUGGGCACCGGAGUUGGGGCCAUUAAUGGGAUCCUCAUCAAGGGGGGAGAACCCCUGGAGCUGACACACAAGAUCAAGGUGAUUGUUUUCGACAAGACUGGUACCAUCACGCACGGUGUGCCCAGGGUAGCUAGAGUCUCUCUGUUCGUCAAGAGUAAGGAUUGCUCUUUCAUCAAGUUCCUGGCCGUCGCUGGCACUGCAGAGACCAGUAGUGAACAUCCUAUAGCCUCGGCAAUUCUGAAAUAUGUGAAAGAGACGCUGGCUACGGAAAGUUUGGGUAAAGUAUCUGACUUUUCCGCUGUCCCGGGUUGUGGGAUCAAGUGUAAAGUUUCCCUUGUGGACAACCUGAUAAAUGGGGUCGACACAGAUGCUGUCAACUCUCGGAUGAACCAGGUUGGCAGUUUGCGGAUACGGAUUGACAACCUGAUUUUUGGUGACCAGGAAAUCCAUGGAGAUGGAACUAACCUGCUGUUGGGAGCCCAGGCGUCACAGAGCUUUGAUGUCCUCAUCGGCAAUCGUGAGUGGAUGCACAGAAACGGCAUGACUGUCACUGAUACAAUGGAUGAGGUCAUGGCCGAGCAUGAGAUGCAGGGUCACACGGCAGUACUGGUUGCUAUUGAUGGCUGCAUCAUCGGGAUGAUGGCCGUGGCUGACACAGUCAAACCAGAGGCUCACCUGGCAGUUCAUGAGCUGAAGAAAAUGGGUCUAGAAGUCAUUCUGCUGACUGGAGACAACAGGAAGACUGCUAAAGCUAUCGCCAGACAGGUUGGGAUAAAGAAAGUCUAUGCGGAGGUGUUGCCAUCACACAAGGUCAAGAAGAUCAAGCAUCUGCAGGCAACAGGGGUCAAGGUUGCAAUGGUAGGAGAUGGGGUCAAUGACUCCCCAGCCCUAGCCCAGGCCGAUGUCGGCAUCGCUAUAGGAACAGGAACUGAUGUGGCCGUGGAGGCGGCGGACAUUGUCCUCAUUAAGAAUGACCUGCUGGACGUGUAUGCAGCAAUCAAACUGUCCCGAAUGACUGUCCGGAGAAUCCACAUCAACUUCCUGUCUGCUUGUAUUUAUAACAUCCUGGGUAUUCCAAUUGCCGCUGGUGUGUUUAUGCCACUUGGUCUCUCUCUGCGACCCUGGAUGGCAUCAGCAGCAAUGGCCUUGUCCUCAGUUUCUGUCGUUGCGGCAUCAUUGUUACUUAAAACAUUCCGAAAACCAACCAAAGAAUCCUUGUUGACCCAGGAAUACUACAAGUUAUAUUACCAAGAUCAGGAUACGGAUGACAUUUCCUUACAUCGAGGAGAUGACUGGGAAAAUCCACCUAGACAACCACGACAGAACAGCAACAACUCCAAGCUUAGCUGGUUCAAGGGCAAGUCUGCGUCGUCACCUGAUCACCGAAGUCUUCUGGACACGGUCGAUGAUACUGAGUUAGAGAUGGGAGUGCUCUGA
Messenger RNA from Candidula unifasciata, 4014 nucleotides. The record is from the annotation of a GenBank genome assembly. Lineage: Eukaryota; Metazoa; Mollusca; Gastropoda; Stylommatophora; Geomitridae.